Messenger RNA from Ipomoea nil (Japanese morning glory), 1312 nucleotides. Its product is annotated as E3 ubiquitin-protein ligase SINA-like 7. NCBI's taxonomy places the organism in Eukaryota, Viridiplantae, Streptophyta, Magnoliopsida, Solanales, Convolvulaceae. Bases 70 to 1194 code for a protein of 374 amino acids. The record is from RefSeq and is a predicted model, not a curated record. The transcript has 2 exons. Gene Ontology annotation, molecular function: zinc ion binding.
CGCCUCUAAGUACUUCUCCAUACUUGAGAUCGAGUUCUGAAGCUGCAUGCCUAAGUAAGGAAACCAAAAAUGAAAGAUAUGAAGAACUCAUCAACUAAGGCUACGAUCAAAGGCAGCAGCAGAGCUAAUAAUAAUAGCUUAAACAAAAGAAGCAUCGCAGUAACCACUCGGUUUUCCCUUCGUGAAACACCCAAGAAACCCAGAACCACCGCUACUUCAUCUAAAUCCCCUCCCCAACCUGCCCACCAUCAGGAGAUUGAAGCAGAACACGAAGAAGACGAGGAGGAGACAGAAGAAGAAGAAGAAGACGAUGACUACAAUGAGGAGGAAGAAGAAGAGGAAGAAAUGGUGCCGGAAAACGAAGAUGCAGGGAUUGUGGAUGGGGUUUCAAAUGGUGUGAUGAGUGGAAAAGGGAAAGGAUCCAUUUCUGCGACAUUAAUCGAUCCAGAUGUGUUAGAUUGCCCAAUUUGCUUCAUGUCGCUUACCAUCCCCCUCUUCCAGUGUGAGAAUGGGCACAUUGCAUGUGCAUCUUGCUGCAUUAAACUUAUCAACAAAUGCCCAUCUUGCGCUUCCCCAAUCGGAUUCAACCGCUGUCGAGCUCUAGAGAAGGUUGUGGAGUCACUGAAAGUCCCAUGCCCAAAUAACACCUAUGGCUGCGAGGAAUCUAUCAAAUACAACAAGCUUAGAGACCACGAGCCUACAUGCAUCCACACUCCUUGCUCAUGUCCAAAUCGAGCUUGUAAAUUCCUGGGCUCUUCAAAGGAAGUAUAUACCCAUUUCACUAACAGACAUGUUCAAGCAAAACGCAUCACUUUCAAUUCUCCUAGACAGAUUUCUCUUAAGAAAAACCAGAGGUUCAUAUAUCUUCAAGAGAAGACUGGAGGGGUGGUCUUUGUGGUGAACCAUCAUAUGGAUCCUCUUGGUAGUGCUGUGAAUGUAAUCUGCAUUGCGCCUGGAUCCUCGAAGAGGAGGUUCCUUUAUAAGCUUGUUGCAAGGGGUGAAGAAGAGAACUGUGGCUGUAAGGGUGGCAGUGGGGAGAAGACCACGUCUAUCAAACUGGAAGCCGUGGCAGAGAACAUCCCAAAGUGGGAUCCAUCUGCAGCUUUGAAGAUAUUUCUUCUUGUUCCGGGUAAUGUUAUUAGUGAUUCAUGGGAUCACCUCAAGUUGGAAGUUUGCAUCAAGGACUUAGCAUGAGAUUCCAUGGACACAUAUAUGUCUGGGUUUCUUUUUUGUUUUGUUUUUUGGUGUGUUGCUGAACUUAACUCUAUUAUUAUAUGCGUGCAUGUGUGUAGGUGGAGUUUUGGUUUGUAAA